Messenger RNA from Durio zibethinus, 632 nucleotides. RefSeq lists its product as uncharacterized. The record is from RefSeq and is a predicted model, not a curated record. NCBI's taxonomy places the organism in Eukaryota, Viridiplantae, Streptophyta, Magnoliopsida, Malvales, Malvaceae.
UUUACAAUACGAGGAGAGGAGGAUUAAUAAAUUACUGCUAAAACAAUAACAUGAAAAAACAUCCAUAACAAAAUUUCUGUCCAGAUUGUAACAAUCCCCCUGUCUAUAAAUACUCUUCUCUUCACAUCUUUUCUUUAAUACCCUUUAAUUACUUUUUUUGUUUCUGCUGUUGCCCUAAACCCCAUCAAAAAACAGAAAACAAUAAAUAUUUGUUCUACAAAUUAAGGGAAAGUAAAAAGAAAAUGUGUUUGGUAACUAUUCUGUGUAAUGAAGAAGAGAGAGAGUUGGGGAGACAGCAAGCGCCUGGGUGUUGUCCGCACUGUGGUGGCAAAGUGGAAGCUGUGGAUGUGGAGAGGAGGUGGAGGUUCUGUUUCUUACCCAUUUGUUUCAACAUUAAGAGAAAAUAUUACUGCACCUUAUGUUCCAGGCGUCUGGUCUUGUAUUAUUAGCUACUCCCCUUCUAGAUUAUUGCUAGCUAGGUGUUUUCUUAUUUAUUAAACAUUAAUUUUGAAAUGUUGUUUAGAACUACUGUUACAUGUUUUUUGCAAACUUUUGUGUUUUGAGGCCAAUGUUAAAAAACUAUCAUAUCAAAGCAUUUGAUUGGCAGCCAUCGAAAGCUUUGAUCCUCGUAA